Lemur catta (Ring-tailed lemur) is the source of this 2530-nucleotide messenger RNA. RefSeq names its product disintegrin and metalloproteinase domain-containing protein 1b-like. Gene Ontology annotation, biological process: male gonad development; binding of sperm to zona pellucida; proteolysis. The transcript has a single exon. Gene Ontology annotation, molecular function: metalloendopeptidase activity. Gene Ontology annotation, cellular component: plasma membrane; sperm head plasma membrane; external side of plasma membrane. The coding region runs from base 66 to 2399 and encodes 777 amino acids. The record is from RefSeq and is a predicted model, not a curated record. Lineage: Eukaryota; Metazoa; Chordata; Mammalia; Primates; Lemuridae.
GCUGUACAGAAACCCCUUGUGGUUUUGUAUGAGGCUAGGAGAGUGCUUCAGGCUUGGCUCUGAACAUGAAAGCCCAAGGUCUUUCAUGUGUCAGGUUGGGGAAUAUGUUGCUCUUGGGGAUGAUUUUUUUCCCAAGCAUAUACUGUGACAUGGAAUUGGUAUAUUACUCUUCCUAUGAAAUAGUCAUCCCAAAGAGUCUGACAGGCAGGGGAAGUGAAGACCCUGUAGAAAAGGCAUCCUAUGUGCUAUUUAUGCAAGGCCAGAAGCACCUGGUUCACCUGAAGGUGAAGAGAGACUAUUUUGUGAAUAACUUUCCAGUCUACAGUUACCAUAAUGCCAUCCUGGGGCAAGAACUGCCUUUCAUUUCACAUGACUGUCACUAUGAAGGCUACAUAGAAGGAGUGCCAGGUUCUUUUGUUUCUGUCAACAGCUGUUCAGGCCUCAGGGGCAUCCUGAUUAAGGAGGGAAAAUCUUAUGGCAUUGAGCCCGUGGACUCUUCAAAGCAGUUUGAACAUGUGUUGUACACCAUGGCACAUCAAGCACAAGUUUUCUGUAGUGUCACUUCCAAAGACAGCCAAGCGGUGUCCACCAGCUGGCAACGAGGGAGCAGGAAGCCUCAUCAUCUACAGGCACUGUCCUACUUGUGGUCACACACCAAGUACGUGGAGAUGUUUGUCGUGGUCAACAACCAGCGGUUCCAGAUGUGGGGCAGUAACAUCAAUGAGACAGUCCAGAGAGUAGUGGACAUUGUUGCUCUGGCCAACAGCUUCACUAGGGGAAUAAACACAGAGGUGGUGCUAGCUGGAAUGGAGAUUUGGACUGAGCGGGAUCUAAUAGAGGUCCCAGUGGACUUGCAGGUUACACUCAGGAAUUUCAAUAGCUGGAGACGAGAGAAGCUCUUCCCUCGUGUGAAGCAUGAUGUUGCCCACAUGAUCGUUGGACACCACCCUGGAGAGAGUAUGGGCCAGGCAUUUCUCAAUGGUGCCUGCUCAAGCAGUUUUGCGGCAGCUGUUGAAUCCUUCUACCAUGAAGAUAUUCUCCUGUUUGCAGCGCUCAUGGUCCAUGAGCUUGGGCACAACCUGGGUAUUCAGCAUGACCACUCGGCCUGCAUGUGUAAGGAUAAGCACUUUUGCCUCAUGCGUGAAAAUAUCACUAAACAAAGUGGCUUCAGCAACUGCAGUUCUGACUACUUCUACCACUUCCUUCGUGAACACAAAGGUGCCUGCCUAUUUAACAAACCCUGGCCCAAAGGCCGCAAGCGUAGGAAUCCCAAGUGUGGGGAUGGUGUGGUACAGGCACCGGAGCAGUGUGACUGUGGUUCUGCUUGUGGUCAAAACCAAUGCUGUGACUCAAACUGUCAACUGAAGGGAGAUGCACAGUGUAGUGAAGGGCUCUGCUGUGUUUCCUGUAAACUUAUGCAGAAGGGAAACCCUUGUCGUGAUGUUAAGGACCAAUGUGACCUCCCAGAAUAUUGUGAUGGUACCUCUGGCUCAUGCCCUGAAGACAGGAUUAUGCAAGAUGGCUCACCUUGUAAUAUCAAGUACCUUUGUCUUGAAGGUGUGUGUAUAGACCCUACUACUCAGUGCGUGCAAGUAUUUGGGCCUGGUGCAGAAUCUGCAACACAGGACUGUUACAAUUUAAUAAAUGGAAAAGGGGACCGGUUUGGAAACUGUGGCCGUUCUAAUGAAAAUAAUCAGUAUGUUAGUUGCACAGGUGAAGAUGUAUUGUGUGGGAAACUUGUAUGUUCAGGUAUUCAAUUGUUACCAACAACCAAAUCCCACCGUACAAUGAUCCAGGUCCCUCAUGAAAAUGAGUGGUGCUGGAGCUUAGAUGCCUUUACCGAUGUUGACAUCCCUGAUGAAGGUGAUGUGUUAACUGGCACUUACUGUGCUCCACAGAAAGUCUGCUUGAAUUCCUCUUGCACAGAUUAUAGCUCGGUCGCGCUUGAGUGUAAUCCAGAGACAACAUGUAAGGGGAAAGGAAUUUGUAAUGAUUUAGGGCACUGUCACUGUAUCCCUGGGUAUGCCCCACCUGACUGCGCAACUGUAGGAAAUGGGGGCAGUGUGGACAGUGGCCCUCCUGGUAAGCCAGCUGAACCAAUGCCCUCAAAGCCCCCACAAGGAGGACCUCAAAAUGCUACUGAUACUAAACAGGAUGAAUUGGCUCUAAAUGCAAUCAUAUUAUUCGUCAUUGUACUUUUAAUACUCCUAGUAUUAGGUAUGCUUAUUGGCUGCAUGAGCCUUUCUAAAGAACCACCACACGCUGAAGUGGCUCCUCCUCUGGCCCCAACACCGGCCCCAGAAGAGGCUGCUGUGGAAGAAGAGGCAGGAGAAGAAGAAGAAGGAGAAGGAGAAGAAGAGGAAGAUGAUGAAGAAGAAGAAGAAGAAGAGGAGGCCUAAGAGAAGCCAACUACGUCAAACUCCUCAAGCACUGAUUGGGAAUGAGAGGUUCAGUGAAGCAAAGGUGAAGUGGAAAUAGAUGACUCCAUUGGCUCUGCCUGGGACUCUAAAGUCUAUAAAAAUAUCUAAUG